UGCACUGUCAUCCCAAUAACUGCAGUGCUGCAUCAUUUAGAUUCAUUACUAGGGGAUUAAGUGGGUCAAGGCUGGCAUAUUUGAUAUUUUGCAUGGGUUUAAUGCGCCAUUGCGUCUUUACACAGAAUUUAGAGCAGGCACAGAGCCUGCUCAGAGCAGCCUUAAUGUGGCUGUGUAAAGCACACACACAAUGCUUAAAUGUUGUCAUGCAUCAAAUCACAUCAAGCCACAUUUGCUCUAUUUCUUAGACAAGUCUAUUAUAAUUAUGGUACAUUUUUUUCACCUGUAAAACACAGCACACAAUGACACACACAUGCAGGGGUGCAUCAAAAAUGAGGGAAUAAAUCAAGGAUAAAAUGAACAGAAUUAAAAGAAUUGAAAUAAAGUUUCCCCCUAGUGGAAAGCAGAGCUGGUCAUGUGCAUGCGAGCAGUCAGUCAGUGAAGCUGGACCUCAGUGAGUCUGUGCGUGAUCGUGGGAGACUCGCAUCAGCUCACUGCCCACUCCACGCCCCCGCAGAGUCUCCCAAACUCUCGGUCGCAGGAGGAGAGAUGAUGUGGGGGAUGUAAGACACGGGGAUCAGCAGACAGCAGCUGGAUUCUCGGGCGAAAACCAGCCGCUCGGAUGGAGUGAAGACAGCAGACAGGCUACACGGUUGACCAGAAUCUGAGCCGGGAUGUGCCAACAGUGCUGAGGCCGGAGGAGAGGGGUGGGGGAUUCUGGGAUUCUAGAGGUGGAGAGCGAGACAUCAUGGGUGAUGGAGGGGCCUUGCACACAGAGGGCAAUGCCCUUCUGAAGGCGGUGUUCCAGGGCAAACUCCGUCUCGCACGCCUCCUCCUGGAGGGUGGAGCCUAUAUCAAUGAAGGGAACGAGCGAGGGGAGACGCCCAUAAUAGCAGCCUGUCUGGCAGGAUACGAUGAUCCGCAGACCCGGCAGAGAAUGGUGCGGUACCUGCUGGAGAAGGGAGCAGACCCAAACAUCCCUGACAAAUCGGGUCGGACCGCCCUAAUGCAUGCAUGUGCAGAACUGGCAGGCAAAGAGGUGGUGUCACUACUGCUGGAAAAUGGCGCCGAUCCCAGCUUGAAAGACUACUCCGGGUCCUCGGCACUUGUACACGCCAUCAAUAAGGGCGACAGGGACACUCUCCAGGUUCUGCUGGAUGCUUGCAAAGCCAAAGGCAAAGAGGUAAUCAUCAUUACAACCGAUACAUCUCCCUCUGGCACUAAAAAGACCAAGCAAUACCUGAACUCCCCACCAUCUCCGGGUAUAGUGGACAAGCUCUCCCCUGCUUGUAUGUCUCCGUCUGAAGUGGAGAUCCAUACCACUGGUUCUGCCCCCGGUGAGGAGGAGGAAGGUAUCUUCAGCUUCGCUGUGACUUCAGCACUCCCACUACCCUCUAGUAGACCACUGGGAGAGAGGAGACCACCACCCCGCAAGCUUCUGAAAAGACUGAACUCUGAGCCCUGGGGUCUGGUGGCUCCUUCCGUACUUGCUGAGAGAGCGGAGCGGAUAGAGGGCGAUUUAGCAGAGGAGGACAAGUUAGUCUCAGAGAUGAAUGGGAUGACAGUUUCCGGUCCAGGCAGACCUCUUCUGUCCCGAAGGCACAGUAUAGAGACCCAUGACCCAUCCUCUCCGAAGCUUAUGGACCGGUCCUGUUCGGAAGACUGUGCAGCACUGUGUGGCUCGUCCUGGGCGGAUAAAGUCCAUCAGCACCAGUCACUGUAUCGUAGAAACACAGCCCCUGAGACUCAGGACAAUGUGGCUCAGGCAUCGACGGGAAUCCGUGGCUUACCACACCCCAAACUCACCCGCAUGGAACACUACGAGUCGGACACCCACCUGUGUCCAGCCUCCAUCCCUGGAUCUCCAGAUUCUGGACGUGUCUCAGUGGAGCGGCGCAAGUACAAUGCCUCUCCCUUGUCGCUGCUCACUAGCUCUUCUCGAGAGUCUCUGGAGAGCAUUCCCAACUCUGUGUCUCCGCUCACAAUACGACGGCGUCCAACAGGACUGUUGGAACGGCGGGGAUCAGGGACUCUCCUCCUGGACCACAUCUCCCACACACGACCUGGAUUCCUUCCUCCUCUCAAUGUCAACCCCCAGCGACCCAUUCCUGAUAUCCGUGCCAAUGGAAAGCCCACUUCUCCCGUUCACUCAGGGAGCAAGAUCCUGCUGCCGGUCGCACCAUCGUCCCCGAAACGUGGGCCAGACUUCAAGAUGAAGAAGAAACUGAUGAGGAGACACUCAAUGCAGACAGAGCAGAUGAAGCAGCUUUCGACCUUCCGGGAAAUCCUCACAGAAAAGGUUAUGGAGAUGAAUGGAGAUUGAGAGCAAGAGAGAAGGAAAAUGAGAGAGUCAUUGCUGGCCGAGAGGCUCCUCACCGGGUUCAUCUACAUCAUCUUUGAGGCACACCUGCUCUGGUCCAGUUCAGCUCAUAUGACUAACACAUACAUCAAAAAUAUGCAUUGUGAAAACAAAACCAUCUUAAAAUUCAGAUUAUGAAAGAAAACGAGUCAUGGUCAGUCAAGAUCAUAAAGGGAUCAGUUCUUACAAAUGAUCUGUUCCAUGUUUUUUGAUGGAGAUCAUUCUAAUGUUUUUAAUUUUGGGGGGAUUAUUCCUUGACCAUUGAGAAUGUGUGAAGAUGAAACCAUUAGUGUCUGUGGAAGUGCUUUUGGUGUUUGAAUUUGCUGCAAACCCCAGAUGAGACCUGACAGAUUUGGUGAUCUAAAGGUCUCUCUAUGUAUUAGCGCUGUUAUGGCUAUCAGCUUCCUUCCUGUCAUGCACUGUCAGAAAAAUUUUCAAAAAUUGUAUUUUUAGGGGUACAACAGCUUGUCAAUGGGGCAGUACUUUUAAUAGGACAGUACCAGUACCAAAUGUGGAAAUGUAUUAAGGGACAAUAUUUGUGUAUAUAUUUUACAUACCCCUAAAAGGUGCAUAUUAGUAAUAGAGUAGUAAUAUGUACACUUAAAGUACUACUUUGUAUCUUUUAGGGGUAAAUAAGGUACAAAGAUGACCCAUUAAGGGUUCUGCGUCAGUGACAAGCUGCUGUACCCCUAAAGGUACAAUUUUUGCACAUUGUUUUUCUGAGAGUGUGGCUCUGUGAUGAUCCUGUGGAAAACUUGGGUUAAUGUCCCUCUGUUUUCCAUUCAUAAUAGCAUCAAGUGGUAUUCAAAACGUACAGGGUAAUUACUUCAGCAUUACAUUACACAUAUACAUUCAAGUAAUUUCAUUAAAAUGUGAAUUUAUUUUAAAAUUGAUUAUUUACUUAUAAAUAACAGAAUAAUGAAGCUUUUUACUGCUGCUUUUUUUGUUUUGGAUUGAAUUUUAGUAAUCGUAGUCUUUAGAGCUCUUUUAAUUUGGCAAUGGCAACCUUCCUGAUUUUUCCACAGGAUGUAAGAGGACUGGAGAUGGCUGACUGCUAAAUAUUCCUGUAACAAAUAAUAGUGAUGAACAUGUUUCUGAAGAACAUUUUAAUGUAUAAUGAAAGUGCAAAAAAUGUUUCAACUAGAUGAGUAUUUUUAAAGGAAACAAUUACAUGAAAACAAACUAAUAAUUGUACCAGUUAAACAUAGGCCUACUGCAUGUUUCAGGGCUUUUGGAUGGGUUGUUUAUCUUUCUUAAACUCUUAUAAGUGAUACAAAAUAAGUGAAGUGCAAUUUUUGAAACUCAAAAUCCCAAAGAAACCCUACAAACCCCGUCCAAACCACAGAGAUCCACCCUGACCCCACUCAGCGGAGGGGAGAGAGAAACCCCUCACCUAACGCACACUCCCAUCUGGAGACACAGAGCACAGAUAUUGUGUACAUACUGUACAGAGUACAAUUGUGUCUCAAGCGUUUAAACAUGCAAUAUUCUGUGCUGCCUCAGCACUGAUUUCAUAUUAUUAUCGUGAAUGUGAACAAUCACUCGGACGUGUCUGUGGUAACAUGAUGCUGCGGUAAAUAGUUCAAGACGAGCUGGGGCGAGCUCAGUUUACAUUCAGAGGAGGAAUUUCUGCACAAAAUACAUGAGAAUGAAUUUCCCUAACGAGCUGCAGUGCACAGUGUGUCCGUGUCAAACACAUAGUUCAACUCAAGCUUAUGAUGUGAGUGAAUUUAGUGCUUCUGCUUUGAGAUGUUCUACACUUGAUGUGAAUUAACCUUAGUGUACUUGAAAUAUAUCACGAAAAACAAAAAGAGGAAUAUUUUUUUAUGCCUGUAGGGUUUUAUUCUUGUUGUUUUUUAUUUUUAUUGAAAUGAAUUUUAAUGUUUAAUACCGAAUUGUUGGUGGUGCAAUUUCACUUUGACGGUAGCUUUUGUGUUCCAGGAUGUUUGUAGGAAAUAAUGUAUGAGCAACCGGAGCUCAGCGGCUACAGCAAUCUUCCUGAAUACGGUCGUGAUAAAACCCAUCCGUCUCCUGUUGAACAGACAGACUGAAAUCCAGAUCUCUGAUUACCAAGCUAUUUGUUAUCCUGAUAUAAUUAGGAGAAUCUCGGCACUUUGCUGUGUAUUCAUUGAUUUUAGCGAUUCUCCUCUUUUCAUUUAACACACAUGCGAGAUAACCGAGUCACAGGAGUUUGAUUUGUUUCUAAAUAUGUUUGUAUCUAAAUAUAUCCAAUAUUUCUGACCUGCUGUACAAAACAUCAAUUUAAAUGGGUUGAAAUUGUGUUAAAGUGUACCUGAAAAGAUGUUAAUAGUGUAAAGGGUGUUUUAGGUGCUGUACACAAUGGACCUCUGUCUGUGCUACACUGUCGUUGGGUAGUUUGAGCCAGUGUUCUGCUCUCCAUUCACAUAGAAGGGUCACAGUUACACUAUCAAUGCAUUAUUUAAUGGACUAUGGAUUAACUAUUUCUUGUUAUUUUGUAUGUUUAGUGUGAUACACAGGUCAAAUGUAGUAAGCCAAAUAAUUUUAAAAAAGUAUUAAAUUAUUUAAAAGUAAAAA
This is a messenger RNA of Megalobrama amblycephala (Wuchang bream), 4915 nucleotides long. Its product is annotated as ankyrin repeat domain-containing protein 34A. Gene Ontology annotation, molecular function: protein binding. The record is from RefSeq and is a predicted model, not a curated record. NCBI's taxonomy places the organism in Eukaryota, Metazoa, Chordata, Actinopteri, Cypriniformes, Xenocyprididae. The transcript has 2 exons. The coding region runs from base 749 to 2323 and encodes 524 amino acids.